This is a messenger RNA of Westerdykella ornata, 498 nucleotides long. RefSeq lists its product as uncharacterized. Lineage: Eukaryota; Fungi; Ascomycota; Dothideomycetes; Pleosporales; Sporormiaceae. The record is from RefSeq and is a predicted model, not a curated record. The transcript is spliced from 2 exons. The coding region runs from base 1 to 498 and encodes 165 amino acids.
AUGAGCCACGGAAACUCGUCCUCGACUGGUGGCAAUAGUCAUCAGAACUUCAAUGUGGUCCGCGAUGGGCGCAGUCCCGACACUGCCUUACUCUCGUUCGGAAUUCGCAACCACCCGGACGAAGAGUUCAGAUACUUGGCCCACCACUUGGGUCAAUGGAUCCUCGUCAACGCCGCCGAGGGUAGGGAGUACACCCAACUGGGUACUCCCGUCUACAAUGUUGACACCCUGACACCUGUGGAAUGGAUUGCACCACUCCCUGAACUACCGCAGACGACUGCCUUCAACCGGGAGUUCGAAGACAUCAACGAGGUCAAUCGUCAGUUCGAUGAAACUGAUCGAGGUCAGGAGAGCUCCAAGAACAAAGACAAAUCCUCCAAGGCCGCCAACCUCAAGAAUGCCGGCAAGGAACCAAAGUCCGGUCCUGGAUCUGAGGAUCGCAAGCCUGGCCCAGACUUGGGCGCCGGGGGCGAUGGUUCUGCUGGCGUCACAACUUAG